Molecule: messenger RNA, 1465 nt
Organism: Schistosoma curassoni
Lineage: Eukaryota; Metazoa; Platyhelminthes; Trematoda; Strigeidida; Schistosomatidae
Source: the annotation of a GenBank genome assembly
CAAACUGAAUUUGGUUAUCUAUUGGAUAGACAAGCGAAAAAAUCAAAUGCUGAAAUCUCAGAAUUACGUGGUAUCAUCAAGAUUAAAGAAGAAGCUAUUCAUCUGUUAGAAGAGGAGAAUUCACGUUUAAGUGAUUCAUUGAAAACAUUUUUAUACAAUAUGAAUAAACCAGGAAAUUUAGAUAAAACUACCAUGUCCACCAAAAAUUAUUCCAUUAAAUCUCAUGAAUAUCAAGAUUUAUUAGACAAUAAUAAUAAACAAAGACUUUCAAAUAAUCCUGUGAAUACGUCACGUCCUCAUCCUCCUCAUCAUCAAGGACAACAACAACAAGUUGAACAUCAGCAUGAUUAUACGCCUCAACAUCAUCAUUAUCAUCAUUCACCUCAAUCUCGUCAACGUGAUCAUCAUCAUAGUAACUAUAAUCCAUCAAAACAUACAUUCAAUCAAACAUACAGUCAUUUAAAUUCUUCAAAUACUUCUACCCCAAUUAAUACACCAAUGAUAAUAUCACCAUCACAUUUAUCUAUGAUCAAACCAGAUAACUAUGAUCGAACAAUAUCACCUCGUUCAAUGAGUCCAUAUAAAUUAGAUCAUUCUAAAAAUCAAUUAAUAUCACCAUCAUCAUUAUCAUUAUCACCAACAAAUUCAGAUAGAAUAAAAAAUAUUAAACGUCAAUUAUCACCAACUGGUAAACGUUUCCCAUAUUAUCAACCAUAUAUUCAUUCAUUAAUGCAUUCAAAUGAAUUAAAUAAAGUUGAUAAACAUAAAUGUUUUAAUGAAUCAAUAUUGGUACAAGGAAGCACCAAAUACAUAUGCGCCACACAAAUCUCAUUCGAUAUGUGUGAGGGCUGUGAUACUGUCCGGGUGCCCAGAUCGAAGCAAGUGGUUUGAUUAGGGGGCCACUCCCCGAGCCUUCGACCUGAAGCUCUGAUCCACAAGGCAGUGGAGCAUCGUAAGGAGAUGCAGUCCCAUGGAAGCCGGUGACUAACAAUUGGUUCAUACGCCAUUUGUUCCUGCAGGAUACUGGAGCCCAUGUGCACCAUUGAUUCGGUUUGGAAUCCGGUUAAAGCGCCGGACAUUCGCUUUUCGUCCUCUUAUUUUCGUAAAUAACACCCCCGCCACGAGAAAACAGUGAGUAGGACUUCCCUGGCAGAGGCUUUAUACGCAUGGCCAAUGUGAGAGUAUUUCGAGAGGGAGAGCGGACUCUCCGCGCUCUCGGCCGUACCAGGGCAUUUGGGGGCUUUCUUAUAUAAGCUUCCUUUACAUGAAAAUAUCUGGUUACAUGAGUGAGAAGACCAACAUAAAAAUGGAGAAAUAGGUUUGCAUUCACAUUAAUGUAUAUGUGUAUAUUUGUUAGUCGUUUGGAAAUUUAAGCUACAUUUUUUCUAUCAGUGGCAUAAGUAUCGUUCCUUAGAAAGGAAGACCAUAUCUUGGUCAAUCAUAUGAGCGUAACAUUUAACUAAUC